UACUAUAUAAUUAUUAAAAACUGUAAAUUUUAUUAUUCUAAAUUAGAUAUUAGUGACCUCCUUGCAGUUUUUCUGUUGACAUUAAAGAAUUGAAUUAACGAUUUUUUUUUAAAGUAAUAUCAACAAGUUAAAUUAUAAGAUCCCAUAAUUAUUAAAUCUUGACUAUUGCAAAUGCAGACAUAGUAUCUUUUUUUCUUAAAGUAUGCAAACUUACUCACUUAAUUGCAAAACACUAUCUUUUCACACUAAAAAUCCAGUUUACAAAUAAUAAUUAAGAUAAAUUUACAUUAUUAUAAUAUCUUGUUAUAUAUUAUUUCAAAUAUUAAUAUAAAUUAUAUGUAUGUAUAUUCAAGCACACGAUUUUGUUAGACCAGCUAUGUCUGUGAAUACAUUCAUAAUUUGCUGUAAAUACAUUCGUAACACAACGUAUUUCAUAAAAUUAAAAAUUUCACAUUCUUUUGAAUUUAAAUUUCAUUUUCCAUCUUAGAUCAAAUAUGUGUAACACCUUUAUUACUAGCCUUACUUUAAGUUUUAAUAUUUAAGAUCAACCGCGCACUUUGUGGAACAAGGAUAAGGGAAAGGUGAUAUGUGUCUUAGUGAGGUAGUGGUAAGUCUUCAUAGUUUAUACAACCAACAUAAUGCUUAAAGUCUCAGUCUUUCGCUUUCUCUGCCACGUUAAACUGCUCGAUCGCGCAACAUCGUUUUAAUGCCACGUGCACCUACGUGAUUCUUUUAUCUUUUUGUCGAGACAGUUCUUGUAUCAGUAUCAUGAUGAAGAAUAAUACUUUUGUUGAAGAAAAGAAAAUGGUCGAUUUUUGUUAUCGCGCACCGUAAUGCUCUCUCUUUCAUUUUCACGCAAGGUCUCGAGAAGAAAAGUGUUCCGACAAAUUUUUAUAAUUAAAGCAUGUAACAUAAGAGUUCUGUGAUUUGUCAUCAUUAAGUAAUUUCUGUUACAAAUGUUUCUAAAUUUUUUUAUGGCUGUGUGGAUUUGCACAUAAUUGCAACCACGAGCAACUAUGAAAUCACAAGAUCGAGACGUACGAUAAAAGAUAAGGUAUUUAUCUGUUAUACUGAAUAGAGAUAGUUGUUAUAAAAUACAAUCGGAAAAAACCUAUACAUGCAGAGAACGUAUUCGUGAACUUGGCUACUUGAAUGUGUAAGUUUCGGACAAGAUCAAUAGUAAUCAAGAGCACGACCAGAGCGAGAGAUGAGCGUCGCGACGGUGGUCGGCGCCGCUAUCAAAACAGCCACUGUCCUCCUUGGCGUCGGUAUUGGUAAGAUAACUAUAAUCCCAGUGCUGAUUGCCGCGCUCGCAUACUUCAAUUAUGAUCUUAUGGACCCGGAAAACCAUCCACGCGUGACGAAGCAAUUAAGGAAAGAUUACGACUUUGUUAUCAUCGGUGGUGGUUCAGCUGGCAGUGUGCUAGCCAAUAGGCUAACUGAAAAUCCUGAAUGGAGUGUACUAUUAUUGGAGGCCGGAGGUCAUGAGACCGAAAUAACCGAUGUGCCGAUACUAUCACUAUAUUUGCACAAGAGUAAACUCGAUUGGAAGUAUCGCACACAGCGGCAGGAUACGGCAUGCCAGGCGAUGGUCGAUCGCCGAUGCUGCUGGACUAGAGGCAAGGUGCUUGGAGGCUCUAGCGUCCUGAAUACGAUGCUUUACGUGCGAGGAAAUCGGCGCGAUUUUGAUCAAUGGGAGAGUUUCGGAAAUCCUGGUUGGGGAUACGAAGAUGUACUCCAGUAUUUUAAAAAGUCAGAAGACCAAAGAAAUCCGUAUUUAGCACGCAAUACAAGAUAUCAUGGUACAGGAGGAUACUUGACCGUGCAGGACAGCCCGUAUGUCACUCCAUUGGGCGUUGCAUUCCUACAAGCAGGCGAAGAAAUGGGCUAUGAUAUUUGUGAUAUCAAUGGAGAGCAGCAAACUGGUUUCGCCUUUUUCCAAUUUACAAUGCGACGCGGUGCUAGGUGCAGCACCGCUAAAGCAUUUGUGCGACCCAUUCAACUGAGAGAAAAUUUUCAUCUCUCUCUGUGGAGUCACGUGACUCGAGUGUUGAUUGAUCCACAAAGAAAAAAGGCAUAUGGAGUAGAGUUUAUCAGAGACGGUCGUAAAGAAGUAGUAUUCGCCAAGAAAGAGGUGAUUCUUUCGGCCGGCGCUAUUAAUAGUCCACAAUUGCUAAUGCUUUCCGGAGUAGGGCCACGUGCACAUUUGGAGCAAUUGGGAAUUCCCGUGAUUGAAGACUCACCCGGAGUCGGGCAGAAUCUACAGGAUCACAUAGCGGUUGGUGGACUCGUUUUCCCAAUCGAUUACAAGAUUAGCAUCGUGAUGAAUCGAAUAGUGAAUAUUAAUUCAGCGCUAAGAUAUGCCAUUACCGAGGAUGGCCCGUUGACGUCCAGUAUCGGCCUCGAGGCGGUCGGCUUUAUUUCCACCAAAUAUGCCAAUCAGACCGAUGAUUGGCCUGAUAUCGAGUUCAUGUUGACAUCCUCGGGAACUAACUCUGACGGUGGCGGCCACGCGAAGAACGCUCACGGUUUAACUGAUGAAUUCUAUAACGAAGUGUUUAGUAAAAUCAACAAUCAUGAUGUUUUCGGUGUUUUUCCGAUGAUGUUGAGACCCAAGUCGCGCGGUUAUAUCAGACUGAAAUCUGCGAACCCUUUAGAUUAUCCGCUACUCUACCAUAAUUAUCUCACUCAUCCAGAUGACGUGGCAGUGCUUCGCGAAGGAGUCAAGGCGGCUAUCGCCUUUGGCGAGACCAGUAGUAUGAGAAGAUUCGGCUCUAGAUUUCAUAGCAAGCCAUUACCUGGUUGCAAGCAUAUUGCACUGUAUACCGACGAGUACUGGAAUUGCGUUGUCAGACAAUACACGAUGACGAUAUAUCAUAUGAGCGGCACCGCCAAAAUGGGCCCGCCCAUUGACCCAAUGGCGGUUGUGAAUUCAGAGCUAAGGGUUUAUGGAGUUGAGGGCUUGCGAGUGAUAGACGCAUCUAUUAUGCCGACAAUUACUAGUGGCAACAUCAAUGCGCCCGUUAUAAUGAUCGGCGAAAAGGCGGCUGAUAUGAUAAAGGCAAAAUGGACAAGAUAAACUCUCAUUUCCAAAGGAACAAUGUCACUGUCGCUGCUUUUUGACACGCGGCUCUCGAUCAAUUGCGUAAUCGCAAUGUAAUAUAAAGACGCAUGGCUAAGUAGAAACAAAUAGCUUUAUGCAUAUUUUCGUGAAAAAAAUUUAAAAAAUAAAAAGAAGACAAGAAA
Messenger RNA from Wasmannia auropunctata (little fire ant), 3246 nucleotides. Its product is annotated as glucose dehydrogenase [FAD, quinone]. NCBI's taxonomy places the organism in Eukaryota, Metazoa, Arthropoda, Insecta, Hymenoptera, Formicidae. Gene Ontology annotation, molecular function: oxidoreductase activity, acting on CH-OH group of donors; flavin adenine dinucleotide binding. The transcript is spliced from 4 exons. The record is from RefSeq and is a predicted model, not a curated record. The coding region runs from base 1208 to 3079 and encodes 623 amino acids.